GAAGUCGCAUCCACAUUUAAAUGGCGCUUUCUUUACGAAAUCAUGUUGUUUUAGCAACGUCGAACACCUUAGAUCUCUUCCUAUCAGACCUAGACGAAAGGAAAGGGAGAAUCUUUUGUUCCCGAGAAGUUAAUCUCAUCCAAAGCCGUGUUAGAAAGGUUAUCAGAAGUAUACUACUGGAAGUGAGGAGAGAAAAUCCAUUCUUCAUGACAACACUGAUCAACAGUGGUAGCUUUUAUGAAGGAACGAAAGUUGGACAGCCGGAUGAGUUUGAUUAUUUCAUACAGCUUGACGGCUUUUCUUCUGCAGAAGAUACUCUCUUCGAAGAACUUCCGUGUUGUACUGUAGCAGUGGUUCCAAGCAAAUCUGCUAUUGAGAAUCUUAAGUUUCAUUCCACUGAUGAUCGAGGCGAUCCGAUGCUGUACUUUGACGAUUUUGAGUGGAAGAAGUCUAUCAAGACACCAUUCUUUAAGAUUUUUAACAGGAAAGCCAAAGGUCUUGAGGCCUACGGAAUGAAAGUAGUGUUGGCAUAUGAAGGAGACGAUACCACGCCUUCUCCACGGCCACUAGCGAGACACGGACCCGCAUACACUUUGCUAUUGGAAUGGAACGGCGGAAAGGAAUACAAAGGGUUGAAGAUUAGCGUUGAUUUGGCAUUGGCCGUGAAAAUUAACUCUCGACCAAAUAAGAUCGAUUUGGAGUUUGAAUCUGCGACCGGAAGAGUACUGAAAUCAGUAUUUGACAGUGUGCCGUAUUUUUUUGCCGUUGGCUCGUACAGGAAUAUACUCACUGAAGUUCAACCGAAUUAUUUUGCAGAGUAUACCAGUUCGGGUCUCCAACCGAUUGAUUUUUGUCUGCGUUGUUCACAGUCGUGUUUUGAGCAGCUACUAUUUUGCAACGAAUUUGGCCCUUACAGUGGGCAAUCCAAGUGUUUAAGAUUACUUAAAGUGUUGCGUGACAUUGUGUUUCCUGAUAUCGAAAAUGAGGUCAAUGAUAAUAAGAACAACAGUGGGUAUUGGCAAUUCGACGUGGACAGAGCGGCUGAUCCUUUAAAAGACACUGGCAAACUGAUUUCGUCAUACGUCCUCAAAACGCUGGUGCUAUUUGAAUGGCAGGAGAAUCCCGUAGAAGAGCUGUGGUCGGGAACGAACCUCAGUCAACGGCUUGUUAGUAUACUUCGUCGCCUUGUUGCUUGUUUGAAGCAAAAGAAGUUACGGAGCUUUUUUUACGCAGACUACAAUAUAUUUCCAUCUUCGAUCACGCGAGACAUGGAUUUUUUAAAUGCUGCUAGCAUGAUUUCCAUUCUUCUAGAUGGACUGUUGUCCCUGAUCAGGAACAUGAACGAAUACAACUUCGAAGAGUGCAUGGAGACAAUCAAAAGCGACUUCGCGACAGUUUAUCGGAAAAAGAGUUUUACCUCCCUAUUGUUGACUGGAUUGUGGGACACUCUUUUUUCUGAUUGUUAUCUGAAGAAAGCAGUCGAGGAAUCACUGAGAAAGAAAGGCAUGGGAGAAAUUUACUCACAUGAGUUCACUUGUACUGAGCCAGUUCCGGGAGUAACGAAAGUGAUCAAAGAGACCGAGGAGAAACGGCGUUUCUACGAUGUCUACGUUCAAGCUUUGCUCGAUGAAAUCGCUCCAGAAGAGACCUUAAUCUUGACAAGUACUGAUGUGAAAGAUACGGAUUCUGUGGGUCAAGUAGAACAACUAUUCAAGAAAAUUGCACGGCAGACAAUGGCAAUAAAUCGUGACAUUCUUCCCAGUUAUAAUCUUUGGUGUCAAGAACACUGGAAACUAGAAGGGUCAGUUUACAAGUAUGCAACUGACGAACCAAAAAAGCUAUUGAAUUUUCUCUUCGAUCAUUUUCAGGAAGACGUUAAUAUUUUAUUACAUGAUCUUAAACAGAUGUAGGCAGUCUCAUUUGAAUCAGUGACUUGGCCUUCAAAAUGAUGAGUUUAUUUUGUAGCAAAUUAAUUCAAGGUGAAUUAUGAUUGGUUUACCCGGCGGUCCGAAUUUUGCAAUACGCAUCGCUGAGAUGGAACACUCAAAUGAAAUUUCGGUGAUAUGCUUUUUUGAAAAACCACACUUUAAAUACUAGCAGUAAUCAAAGAUAAUAGGAGAGCGUUUGAUGCCUUCACUUUAACAGCUUGAAUGAUUUCAUUAGCUGACUUUCAACUCAGGUCUAAAAUUAAAUCAACAUUUUUAUAUCAACAACAGAAGUUUCAAGAUAGGUAAUAAUAAUAACAUAAUGACAAAGUCCAGUAUGUUUCUGUGUUUGUGGCUAGCAAGUAGAGGUCCUCUCUGUUAGCUACGAUUUGUUUAUGCAUUGCGUGACAGCGCCAGUGUCCAUACACUUGCAAAUUAGCUAGAACUAAAAUAUUUAUAUUUGCUUUCAAACCUCCGAGAGCUGAAACAUUUUUACUGUUACUAAUAGUGUUUUAAGAUACACAUUCAGUCACGUGACGCGUUUAGACCAAUCGUGCGUUAGCGAAAAUAUUUGAUGCAAUAUAAAUGGCAGCAUGUUUAAACUGUGCAAAUUGACUUUUGAUUUUUCACUCGAACAUGAUGCUAUUUAAAUGUUAUGUUAUCUUAGGUUGUGUUAAAAUGGAACUUGAAAGGGAUUAGCCCUGUUCCCUUCUACAUAGAUCCAAUGCCACUCAUAAACUUCUGUAGUUUAACUGCUCGCCUAAACUCUUCUACGGCUGGCUGGUAUCAACAACCCACAGAUCUUGCACUGCCUGUUUCGUAGUGACCAGGUUUAAGUUGUCCUUCUGCUGUCAAAGUAACACGAUCUAGAUCUUGGUAUUCAGUCUUUCGUAAGGACUUAAACACGGCGAAAGAACGCGUGCAACACACUUGAUUACCAUAAUCUCCUUCGAUGAAAUACCUUUGUAAAAACCUCAACAUCAACAAUAAGAAGAGCAAUAUGAUAAAAAUUACCAUUUAAAAUAUAAAAAUUGUCAUUUAAUAAAAUCAAACUGAAGUAACUAAAAUAUACUGGAAAACGCAAACUCAGGCUUAAGGUUACAUGCUACGUCUUCAAAUAACAGUUUUAAGGAGCUACGUCACGGUUUGUAAAUUUUAGCCUAAAUUUUUCAAAUUCGUCGUUUGUAAUCCGUGUUUAUCUUACCCAGUUCCUUUAUGUUUUAUCAUUAUCUAUUUGGUGUUUUUCUAUCUUAGUAAAUGAAUAUGUUCAGGUCUUCUUUCAAUUCAAAUGUAAUUUUGUAUGAGGCCAAAAUAAAUCAAUAACGUAACUGGGCUCCUUUAACGAUACUUUUUCGGAGAAGGGCGUGUUUACUAGUUACGCCGCUUUGCACAUCUAAAUAGUAAGUGCUUUUACAAGUUUCGUAGAAAGAGAACUGAACUGAGAACGUGUUAUCAACAGCCUCCAUUGUGAAAGACCGAAUUGUAAAGGACACCCAACCAGUUACCAUUUUAAUUAGGUGUGGCAGUAAUUACAAACUUCUGACACGUUGACAGUUCAAACGGAUCGCUGGAAUAGAGCAACUAAAAGCAAUUAUAAAAUUAAGUAAAUCUAGGAAAUAACGAGCUUUCAAAUACGUACACGAGGUUUUAAAUUUAAAGUCCAAUUAAAUUAUGAGACAGAGAAAUACCUUUUUUACAAAGAAAUAACCUUAGAUACAUUUAAGAAGAAUUAAUAGUGUCCACAUCAUUGAUGCACACCACAUAUGUCUAUUACACAAGGCCUGCAUCCUCCAGCCGUUACACUAGCCUCGUCAAAUCGGAACACUUUAAGUUUCAGAGUCCAGGGAAGGUUGAGAAUGUUAUUAGUUCUUAAACCAGGAAUAAAAAAGAACCUGAUACCAUCUCCUGCAUUGAAAACACUCUGCUGUUUCAGCACAACAGCUGUCAUGGCAACAUUUCAUAUUCCUCGUUCCGCAUUCCACAGUUUCAGAAUUCUGUUUCCGUACAAAUAUUAAGUAUAUGCAAAUUUUGGGCUUCUUAGAAUCAUCCACAAUUCUGCUAAAAACCAUUUAUCUUCUUACGAAGAUUUGUCACCAUACGAUAUAAAGCCAGAGUAUAACGACAAUACGUCUCUGAAAAUAGUCGCAGUUUAUAACAGACUGUCUGAUGCGCGUCCGCAUCACGCGCUGAAUCGCUUGCCAAAGUGCCAUGUAGCUCCUUGAACGAACAUGCACUUGGUGCCUAUCGAUAAACCUUGAAAUGGAGGUUAUUUUGAACAAAUUAAUAACACAGUGGUUAUUCCUACGGCACCCGU
Messenger RNA from Orbicella faveolata, 4239 nucleotides. Its product is annotated as cyclic GMP-AMP synthase-like receptor. NCBI's taxonomy places the organism in Eukaryota, Metazoa, Cnidaria, Anthozoa, Scleractinia, Merulinidae. The record is from RefSeq and is a predicted model, not a curated record.